Molecule: messenger RNA, 2234 nt
Organism: Aspergillus calidoustus
Lineage: Eukaryota; Fungi; Ascomycota; Eurotiomycetes; Eurotiales; Aspergillaceae
Source: the annotation of a GenBank genome assembly
ACCGACAGAAUCAGUCAAGUCCAGACUCCGCGGUCUGUCACGUCACGCCAGACUGUCCGGACUCUGGAAUCAGACCUCGUCUAGGACACGGGGGCCGCCCUGUGCACGUUCCAUACCCCAUGGUGCCCCGCUUGCACGACAUAAAAGCACUCCACACACCACUGGAGUCCGGGGCAAUUGAUAUGAUAUGUAUUACCGCAUGAUUAUCUACUCACCCUGGUGGAUUCAACAUGAACAAUAACUCAGCCUGGAUCGACGGGGUCGACUACUCGAUCAUCGACGCAAGCCAGCGAUGGCGCAUGCUCAAGUCGCAGAAGCGCUUCUUCUUCUGGUGCCUCUGGGUCUCCAGCGGAGUCGUCAUGCAGGGCUUCGACAUCGUGGCCGGAGGCCAACUCGCCGCACUACCGGAAUUCCAAAAACAAUUCGGACGUCUGCAGCCGGACGGCUCGCACGUUAUCCCCGCUCGCUACCUCUCUGCGUGGAACUCCAUUGCGCCAGCGUGCGAGAUCGCGUCGACCUUUAUCUAUGCCCCGUUGCUGGAGAAAUAUGGGCGAAAGCCGGGUAUCUUGGCUGCGUCGGCGAUCUCGGUUGCGGGCGUGCUUCUCCAGCAGUUGGCGACGGAUUGGCGGGUUCAUCUAGCUGGAAGGGGCGUUAAUGGAAUUGCGAUCGGAAUCAUGUUUACCAUCUCGCCGCUGUGGAUUGGCGAGACGUGUCGGCCGGAGCUGAGAGGGUUCUUUCUCUGCUUCUUCAACACGAGUAUUGUCUUUGGGCAGUUUGCCAUCGCCGCGGUGUCUAGGGGAAGCAGCUAUCUCGAUGGGAAAUGGCAAUGGUGGCUCCCAGUAGUCGGCAUGUACAUCUUCCCCGCAAUCCUGACAGCGGGCUGGUUCUUCUUCCCCGAGUCCCCUUACUGGCUCGUCCGCCACGGCAAGACCACCGCCGCCCGCAAAGCCCUAAAGCGCGUCUACGGCUUCCAAAACGACGCCUUUUACAGCGUCGAGGUCCGCCGGAUGGAAUCCGAAAACGAGCAGGCCAUGGCCAUCCAGGGCAGUCUCGCGCAAGAGGAUACCACCGGACGCCGACGCACGUUCGCGGGGCUCAACCUCGCCGCCGAAGCCGAGUGCUUCAACCGCAUGAACCGCAAGCGCACGCUGACGGCCAUCUUCGCCGCGAGCGGGCAGCAGAUGAUCGGCGCGACCUUUGUCAUCGGGUACGCGACCUACUUCCUCGACCUGAUCGGGGUCAAGGAUUACUUUGACGCGUCGAUCGUCCUGUACGUGGUGAUGCUGCUCGCGAGCAUCGCGGCCUUCCCGCUGACGGAGAUCAUCGGACGCCGCACGAUGAUCGUCAAGCCGCAGUUUGUUCUCUGCGUCAUGCUCCUGCUGAUCGGCAUCCUGGGAUGCGUUCCGGAUCAGGGGAAAGCGAGUUGGGCGAUUAUUGUCUUCAUUUAUGUGUGGGCGAUUAUUUACCAGCUGUCCAUUGGCGCUGUGGGAUUUGUGCUCGCGUCGGAGAUUGCGACAGUCAGGCUGCGGAGUACUACGCAGGGGCUGGUCACCAUCACCAAUGCGGCCUGGGGGCUUGUCAUGCAGUUUACCAUUCCGUACAUGAUCAAUCCCGACGCAGGCAAUCUCGGCGGCAAGGUCGGGUUCAUCUUCCUGGGGACGGGGCUAAUCGCAGCCAUUGGAGGGUGGUUCCUGUAUCCAGAGACCAAGGGCGUCUCCUUUGAGACAAUGGACGAGCUGUACGCGAGCGGUGCUUCUCCUCGACAUUUUAGGGCAGCGAGUGAGCAGGUACGAGCAAAUCUCCAGACCCCCAAGACAGAGGCACCGAUCCAUUUGGAGGAGGUGGCCGUUUGAGGCGCUGAAGUUGGUGGAUGUCUCGAUGGCUGCCUUUGCUUGGGUUCUCUUGGGGUCGAGUUUGAUUUGACUAGGGUGUGCAGCUGUGAGGCGCUGAAGUUCUGGUUAUCGAGGGGUGGCUGUGGCAAUAUUGAGGGCAGAUAAAUGAUGCAAGGUCCGCACAGGUAGAAAUCAUUGAAGAAGAACGAAUUGCUGGGCAUAAUUAGGCUGUACGCAGAACAGGCCGGGUUAUAGUCGUGCUGGCCGUAGAUCAAGUACCUUGCGUAACGUAUACUUUUCUGGUCAGUGCAAACGAGAUCUUUUCACUGGCUUAGUACGAAUAUUGGAACUCUAUAGUAACGUUUGAUAUAUGGCAUAGUGGCCCAGUUUUCCGGUUGUCUC